AUGGCCACAGUCACCCAUUACAUUCGCUCACACUAUGACCCCAUUCGCGACCGAGACCGCUUACAGCUUGAGACAGGGCAAACUAUAGGCGAGCCGGAGCCCCACGGCGAGGAAGAGGAUCCGUGGCAGACAGAGUUCACGUUCGGCGUGCGACAUUCCCUAGCCAGUGCCCCUCGCUUUGUUCGCGCGACGCUUCCUUAUGAUGAAUGGGGGAAUAUAAUCAUCAACUCCCCUGAGCCUGUGCAGAACAUUGAACAGGAUGAGAAACCACAGGAUCUGGCAAGCUGGUAUAGGACGCUGACCCAACGCACUGACCAGAAAGAUACACCUCCAGCCAAGAUCCCCAAAUCAUCCAGUGUAUGCCUACCAUCUACAUCGACUUCGCACUCUCUCACGUCGACAGCUCGCACGGGGAAGCGAAAAGACCGCGAUUGGUUCAUCUCACGCGCGCUCGCGCAGUCGGCUUCGUCCUCGACCCCUGCGCCCUCGAGCACUCUGGCUGAUAUCCUUUCCAGAGACCCACCCGCCGAUCAGCCCUUGAAACCUCCUAUAUUCUUACAUCUUGGGCCAUCAAACAGGGGGUGGGCGAUGCUGCAGAGACAUGGCUGGAACGAGGGUGAGGGGCUAGGCAGAAGUGUCGCUAGGAGAGGCGACGUAAGGUUAGAGAGCCUAGAAGGGGGUCAAGGCUCAGGGUCGAAAAGGCCGGAAGUUCAGGUUCACAAUAUAAAGGUCAAACAAGAGGAGAUUACAGUGGAUGAGGGUAUGGUUAAGGUAAAGGAUACCCAGGUGAUCGACCUCACGCUCUCCGAAUCAGAGAGUGAAGAUGGCGAGGAUAUCGAAAUCAUAUCUUCCUCUUCCCUUCCGCCACAGCAGCCUGAUGUGAUGGUCCGUGAUCAUUCCUCUCAAAACGCCCUUCUCACUCCGAUCGCGACCGUCCUCAAAUCUGACCGCCUUGGCAUUGGUCUGAAAGCCAAAACCGAAGGUCCAUAUCGCGCCUCCAUCAAGCGGGUUACGCAUAACGCCGCUGCGCUCCAGGCGCAUGUCCAAGCUGGGGAGGAACUCCGUCGGACAAAGACCCUAGUGGGGAAAGGGGGGAGGGGGUUUGAAAGGCUGCAACGAAAGGAGAGGGAGCGGCGACAGGAAAUGCUGGCUUAUCUUAAUCAUAACUAA
Messenger RNA from Heterobasidion irregulare TC 32-1, 1170 nucleotides. RefSeq lists its product as uncharacterized. NCBI's taxonomy places the organism in Eukaryota, Fungi, Basidiomycota, Agaricomycetes, Russulales, Bondarzewiaceae. The record is from RefSeq and is a predicted model, not a curated record. Gene Ontology annotation, molecular function: nucleic acid binding. Bases 1 to 1170 code for a protein of 389 amino acids. The transcript has a single exon.